AUGGGUACAUGUAUCGGACAGAGACCCGCAUAUCUUACAAAACCUAAUACAGCGAAAGAAAGAUCAGGGAAAACACAAACGGAUAGUGAAUUGGAACUUGUGAAAACGCAGGAUAAUCUACCUUUGCUAUCUAAUAAAACAAUUGAAAGAUUGCCGGAGAAAGCUCGUUACUUUCCGAAAAUUUUAUUGGAAAUAAGAGCAGUAAUGAAACAGGCAACGACUAAUUUGACAGAUUCAGCUGAUCAAAGCAGUACACCAGCAACAUUUACUAAGACAAACAUAUCACCAUCAUCUAGUCAUGAAAGGGAAAUAUCCAGAAACAAUUCAGAAUCAAGACUAAGAACAGAUUUAGGGGGAAAAAACACAGACACCAGAAAUACUACGCUAUAA
Loa loa (African eye worm) is the source of this 390-nucleotide messenger RNA. RefSeq lists its product as hypothetical. The record is from RefSeq and is a predicted model, not a curated record. The transcript is spliced from 3 exons. The coding region runs from base 1 to 390 and encodes 129 amino acids. Lineage: Eukaryota; Metazoa; Nematoda; Chromadorea; Rhabditida; Onchocercidae.